Maudiozyma barnettii is the source of this 1347-nucleotide messenger RNA. It is a transcript of the gene SPO74, whose product is annotated as Spo74p. The transcript has a single exon. The coding region runs from base 1 to 1347 and encodes 448 amino acids. NCBI's taxonomy places the organism in Eukaryota, Fungi, Ascomycota, Saccharomycetes, Saccharomycetales, Saccharomycetaceae. The record is from RefSeq and is a predicted model, not a curated record.
AUGGGGAAAGAAGAAAGUCGUUCAGUAAGGAGCGACAAACACUAUUCAAAAAGAGAAAAUCAAGAAGAUUAUAAUCGUCAUCAUCAAGGUCACACCUCCAGUUUCUAUCCCAAGACAAUAAGACCAAAGAGUAACACUAAACAUAAUAACACUAACAAUCAAUUUAUUGAAUUAAAAAAUUUAUUAGUUAAUAAAGAUCAGAAGAUUUCUAAUUUAGAAAAUGAAAUUAAUGAAAUAAGACGCUCUAGAUACAAUUUAACUUCUGAUGAUAGGAAGGAUAAAUAUGGUUAUACUAGUAAAUUUCUUACUAAAAGACCAGGAAGUUCUGUAAAAUUUCGUUUACACGAUUUAUCAAAUGUAGAAAGUCCAAAUUAUAGUGACGACGACAACAAUAAAGAAGAACAAGAUAUAAAUAAUCAAAAAGUAUUGGAUAAUAUAACUAGAAGUUGUAAUAUAUCUCCAAAGGCAAAGUCAAAAACAGAAUCUCUAAGAACAGAAACUUCAUUAGCUACGACAAAUUCUACCCAAGUACACAGAAAUAAUGCUUUUUUUAAAGUUGUCAUUGUUCCAUUUUUACAAAAAAUAAUUAAACAAUUUACUUCUAGUUUAGUCUUUAAAACUAAAGCAACCGAAAUAUAUCAAAGGUUUAUUGAAAUGAUGGAUGUUGACUUCAACGAUUAUAAUAAAUUCAACUUAUUACAUGACAUCCUAGAAGAUUUUUCGUUUUUACACAUGCAACAUAUUGGUUUACUAAAUAAAGAAAUUCAAUAUGAAAAGGCUUCACAAGUAAUGAUUCAAAAAUAUAAUACUAAUAACAACCUAAAUAAAUCAUUUAGUAGAGGAAACUUUGAAAAUUACGAUAAUCAGGAUAGAACUAUUCCAAGAACUUCUGAUAAUGUAUUGAAUUCACAAUAUGGAUACCAGUAUAUGGAAACACCCAAUUUACAAAAUAGGGUAUUUUGUACUAAUAAUAUACAGAGAGAACCAUAUAAUUAUUCACCAUCAAGAAAGUCAUUUAUCCCACAAAAUCAUCAAAGUUACGAUUUUCCUUACAGUAAUCAAUAUGAUUUGAACCAAACAACUAGUAGUACUGCUGCAGAUAUUCUACAAAGAGACAAUAUUCUUAACAAUAUUAACCGCUCAAGACUUGAUCAUACAUGUGACGAUGUUUAUUCAAAUACUCCACCCCAGAUGGUAUCAAUACGGAAUGCAAGAGAUAAUAUACCUUCACCAAUAGAAAAGAGAUUUAAUAAAUUUAAUCUAAAACAUAAUAAUUCUAAAAAUCCUCCCCACUCGCAUAUGUCCCAAUCAAACGUUCCAUAUAAUCUGAACAAGGAAAAUAUGUAG